Molecule: messenger RNA, 1779 nt
Organism: Gastrolobium bilobum
Lineage: Eukaryota; Viridiplantae; Streptophyta; Magnoliopsida; Fabales; Fabaceae
Product: UDP-glucuronate:xylan alpha-glucuronosyltransferase 2-like
Exons: 3
Coding region: 1-1779 (592 amino acids)
Biological process (GO): xylan biosynthetic process
Molecular function (GO): glycosyltransferase activity
Source: RefSeq, a predicted model, not a curated record
AUGGAAUUUUGGAGUCUUCGAAAGUUGGUGAAGACAGCAUCAUCUAAAGCUUUGGUUAUCAGAAUCAAUUUGCUCUGUCUUGCCAUAUUUCUUAUUGUUUAUGCAACCCUUCUUCUCCGUCCAUCUUCUUCAGUCUAUUUCGAGAAUGCAGCCUCUCUUGUUAGGUUCUCUCACAAGACAGAAAAAAGCAUAAAAAUGAAAGCAGUAUUGGAGGAAUUACCUCAAGCGAAACCAUGGAGGCCAAAGAAGAAUGCGACCAAGCUAGAGGUGCCUAGCUUCUUUCGUGAAAUGGGGAAAGGAAUGAAGAUUGGAAUGGUGAACAUGCAUGAAGAUGAUGUUAGUGAAUGGAGAUUGCAAGGAGAAACAAUAGCUGUUUAUUUUGAGAGGGUAUCACAGUUUUUCAAUUGGACAGAUUUAUUUCCUGAAUGGAUAGAUGAGGAAGAAGAGAGUGAUGUUCCAUCAUGUCCAGAGAUACCUAUGCCAGAGUUUGCAGCAUAUGAUGAAAGCAUGGAUGUAAUUGUGGCCAAGUUGCCAUGCAAGAAUCCUGAAGAAGGGUGGGGAAGAGAUGUUUUCAGGUUACAAGUUCAUCUUAUUGUAGCAAAUAUGGCAGUGAAGAAAGGGAAGAAGGAUUGGAAAUUGAAGACAAAAGUGGUUUUUUGGAGCAAGUGUAGACCAAUGAUGGAGUUAUUUCGAUGCAAUGACUUGGUUAAACAUGAAGGUGAGUGGUGGUAUUAUGAGCCAGAGGUUAAGAGAUUGGAGAAUAAGCUUUCAUUGCCUGUUGGGUCUUGCACUUUGUCUUUGCCUCUAUGGGAUAAAGGGAUCGAUGACGUGUACGACAUGUCGAAGAUCGAACGAAGCGUGAGAAAAGGAACGAGAGCGAAACGCGAGGCCUACGCGACUGUUCUCCACUCCUCCGAAAAAUACGUUUGCGGCGCAAUAACCUUAGCACAGAGCCUCCUCAAAACAGGAACCAAACGCGACCUUAUCCUCCUCCUCGACAACAAAUCCAUCUCCGCCCCCAAACGCCGCGCACUAGCCGCCGCCGGCUGGAAGAUCCGAACCAUCACCCGGAUCCGAAACCCGAGAGCCGAGAACGGCACGUACAACGAGUACAACUACAGCAAGUUCCGCCUAUGGCAGCUCUCAAAUUACGACAAGGUCAUUUUCAUCGACUCCGACAUCAUCGUACUCCGAAACCUCGACAUUCUCUUCCACUUCCCUCAGAUGUCGGCAACGGGAAACGACCAAUCGAUCUUCAACUCGGGGGUCAUGGUAAUCGAGCCUUCCAACUGCACCUUCAACGUCCUAAUGGAGAAUCGAAACGACGUCGUCUCGUACAACGGCGGUGACCAAGGGUUCCUGAACGAGAUCUUCGUGUGGUGGCACAGGUUGCCGAGGAGGGUGAAUUUCCUGAAGAAUUUCUGGGCGAACACGACGGUGGAGGCCACCGUGAAGAACGGGUUGUUCGGUUCGGAUCCUCCGAAGUUGUAUGCUAUUCAUUACCUAGGAUUGAAGCCUUGGCAUUGUUACAGGGACUAUGAUUGUAACUGGGAUGUUGAGGAUCAAAGGGUUUAUGCGAGUGACGUGGCGCAUCGAACGUGGUGGAAACUACAUGAUGAAAUGGAUAAGAGGUUGCAGAGUUUGUGUAGGUUGACGAAACGACGUAGGACUGAGUUGAACUGGGAAAGGAGGAAAGCUCGCAAGUUGGGAUUACCUGAUCAACAUUGGAACAUCAAUGUUACUGAUCCUAGAAGAUCUGGCUCUCUUUUGAUGGAUUAA